ACUGUGUGCGUUACUGUGUGCGUUACUGUGUACGUUACUGCAUACGUUAAUGCGUGCGUUACUGUGUACGUUACUGUGUAUUCCUCAGGGCCGAGUGGAGGUGGAGGCUGGAAACGAGAACAUGAAGUUUGAGACAGGACCCUUCUCAUACUAUGGAGUCAUGGCACUUAGCACAGCAUCACUGGAGUUCCGUUCUCCUACUCACAGCAGUGGUCUGAACCGCUCGGCGUCGCUGAGCUGCACUGAGCGUGGCGCUCCCGGAGAAUGCAGCUCGGUAACCGCUAGCAACACGCAGCUCACCACCUGCCAGUACACACCAGACUUCUACGUACGGGCUCUUACUGACCUGCAGUAUGUCAAGAUCACUCGUUCCCAGUACCAGAACGGUCUGCUGGCGUCCAGGCUGGACAGCACCCCCCAGUCACCCGAGGGGAGCCACCCCCACCUGGACAGCACCUCCGCAUCCCUGCCGCCCAUCACCACCCCAGCCCUUCCCCGCACCCCUCUCCCCUUGGCCACCCCACCCUUCAAACACCCCCUUGCCAUCCCACAGCCCACCCCUCCUCCCACCGACCGUACCCCCUUACCCCAAACCACCACCCCCACCCAAGUCAAUCCACGCCCGGCCCAGCCCCUGCCCCAAUCCACCCCUCCUUCCACAAAAGGCACAUCUCUGCCCAAGACAACCCCUUCCCCCUUCUCGGGUGCACGCACCCCUCACCCACCUCCAUCUUCCUCAUCAUCCUCUCUCCCCCACCUGCCGCAUCCCCUCACCUCGCUCCCCCCCAAACCCCCCCCUUCUGCGAGGCCAGGGGGGGAGAAUGGGCCAGGUGAGAUGACCUCUCUGCUCUCUGAGCAGCUGCAGAACUGCCUGGGUGGCACACGCAGGCCCAGCUACCCACAAACACACACACAACACCCUCACACACACCAACACCCGCACACACAUGUGCACACCAUCAGUCACGCACACACCGAGAGCACCAUCUGACAACUACCCCUGCGGGGGGGUUUGUUAAGAUGUGUUAAAAUAAAUACACACACACAUUCCGUUCUCAAGUUCUGUUGGCCCUGACUGACACUAUCCCUGGAGCACUGGAGGAUUCUAAGGAGCAAGGUGCAUUAUGGGAAUCCUCCUGUCCCCUAUCCUCCCACUCUUCCCUGUCCCCUAUCCUCCCACUUUCCCCUGUCCCCUAUUCCUC
Molecule: messenger RNA, 1202 nt
Organism: Salvelinus namaycush (lake trout)
Lineage: Eukaryota; Metazoa; Chordata; Actinopteri; Salmoniformes; Salmonidae
Product: proline-rich receptor-like protein kinase PERK2
Exons: 3
Coding region: 50-991 (313 amino acids)
Source: RefSeq, a predicted model, not a curated record